Messenger RNA from Cotesia glomerata, 2370 nucleotides. Its product is annotated as solute carrier family 2, facilitated glucose transporter member 3-like. Gene Ontology annotation, biological process: monosaccharide transmembrane transport. Gene Ontology annotation, cellular component: membrane. The transcript is spliced from 9 exons. NCBI's taxonomy places the organism in Eukaryota, Metazoa, Arthropoda, Insecta, Hymenoptera, Braconidae. The coding region runs from base 504 to 2051 and encodes 515 amino acids. Gene Ontology annotation, molecular function: hexose transmembrane transporter activity. The record is from RefSeq and is a predicted model, not a curated record.
UUUUUAUCCAAUCCAUUUACAUACAUGUGUUUAUUUUUAUGUGAUUCAAUUUAAAAAUAUACUUUCUGUACAAAUAAUUAUUCAUAUAAAUAUCUAAUCGAACAUGCAUAAAACAUGACGUAUAAUCGUUGCUUGUAAAUUUUGUAUCAAACAAAGAGAGUUGUCAGAAAUAGAUAAGAGCUAUUUAAUUACUUUUUUAAUUGCUAGACGUUACAACACACAAGAUAAAAAAAAUUUACAGUUUUUACUAAAAAUUAACGCCGAGAAUAGUCCCGAAUUAUCCGAAAAAGAAAAUUACUGUGUAUAAAAUAUAAUGGAGUAAAAAAAUUAACCAAGUCAAAAGUCAUCAUUUAUUGAAAUCAAGAUAGCCUUUAGUCUGUGAUUUAAUAACAUCUUUCCAUUAAAAAGUAUUUCAAUCCGUUAGAAAAGUUCCUUGUAAACAGUAGGUUAUACAUUAUAUACCUAUGCUCUAUACCCUCUGUAUAUAUUAGUAAGCAAUAACCAUGACAGAUACAGAAGCAAUGAACUUGUGCCUUCCAAAACCAAAAUCACCAACUUUCAUUCCAAAACAAGAGCUUGUUGACGAGAAAGAAGACGAUGGUCCAGAAAUAAGUAAAUGGACUCCUCUGCUGAUGCUAGGAGGAGCAGUUGCUUGUCUUGGAUCAGCAGUUCCAGCAGGAUUUAAUAUAGGAGUCGUAAAUAAUCCCGCGCCUAUUAUAAAAGAAUUUUGUAAUGAAAGUAUUGAAAAAAGGUUUGACAUAAAUCUGACAGAUGGAUGGCUAAGAUUCACGUGGUCAGUAGUAGUGUCAAUAUUUUUAAUUGGUGGUGUUAUUGGGUCACUUAUUGCGAGUGUAAUUGCUGAUAAGUAUGGAAGACGAUAUGCUCUCGCAGUGGGAAAUAUUUUUGGUAUUCUUGGUGCUGGGUGUUUUUUGCUCACACCUACACUCAAUUCCGUUGAAGUUAUUGUACUUGGAAGACUUCUUGUCGGGUUUUCUGGAGGCAUGGCCACGACAUUAGUACCAAUCUAUAUGAUCGAAAUAGCAUCAUUGUCUCAGCGCGGAGCCGUUGGUGUAUUAUGUCAAUUAGGAAUAACCGUAGGAGUAUUUUUGGGACAAGUUGCCGGCUUAGACAGCGUCCUCGGUACCAAAGAAUCGUGGCAUAUAAUGCUUGCUUCUUUUGCACCACUUUGUAUCAUAUCUUUGUUGUCUCUGUAUAUUUUACCGGAAAGUCCAAAGUACUUAUAUAUCAUAAAACAAGAAAAAGAAAAAGCAACUCGUGAACUCGCGCGAUUUCGCAGUGUCGACGCUAGUCUCCUGUACAAGGAGAUACAGACGCUUGAAAAAGAAGCUGCAUUGCGUACAACUUUGGAUGCCUGGUCUUUUAGCCGUAUUAUCAGAGAUCCGUCUGUUAGACUGCCAUUACUUUUAGUAGCAUCAGUACAACUUGGACAACAAUUGAGCGGUAUCAACGCUAUUUUUUAUUAUUCGCAAGACAUAUUCAAGGCUGCUAAAGUGAGUGAUACUGCCAGCCAGUUAGCAGUCCUUGGGACAGGGAUUAUUAAUAUUUUUAUGGCUGUGAUAUCUGUUCGUCUCAUGUCUUCUUUUGGCAGAAGAACAUUAUUUUUAAUAAGUUCUUAUGCUAGCGCAAUAUGCCUUAUUGUUUUGUUUAUUGGAUUAGCUACUAUUGAUAAAGCUGCUUUUAUACCUUGGGUAUGUAUAAUAUCCGUCCAAAUUUACGUACUUACAUACGGAAUCGGAAUGGGACCGAUUCCUUACUUUAUUGGCUCGGAAUUAUUCGACGUAUCACCUCGUCCAACUGCAAUGGCUGUCGGCAGUAUUUGUAAUUGGGGUGGUAAUUUUAUUGUUGGAUUAUUAUUUCCAACUAUCGCAACGGCCUUAGGAUCACCAACUUAUUUAAUAUUUGUCUUUUGUAUAAUUGCCGUCGCUCUUUUUGUCAAAUUUUAUUUACCCGAAACUCGCGGAGUAAGUACACUGGAUAUCAAGGCACAGUUGAGUAGAGGACUCCGCCGACAGUCAACAUUAAAUUCUUAGCCAAAAAUGAAUUUUUAUUCAUAAUUAUUAAUCAUGACAAAUUUUUAUAAAAGCUUUUAUUACCGUAUUUUUUUACUUCACUACAAGACAAUAAAUACGUUCUAAUUGUUCGUAAAAACAGAAGCACAAAACGGUAUGAGGACCUAUCCUCAUCCAGGUGGAAAAUACUCCUUUGUACAAGCCAAAAAAGCCUUCUAUUUUAAAUAUUUUGUAAUAUGCAUCGAAAUAGCUGCGAUACAAGAGGCCUUUUCCGCUGGAAUCUGUGCCUAAAUAAAAAUAUCAUGUUUUAUAUAAUAAAUAAAAAACUACAAGUUGGUUA